Naegleria lovaniensis is the source of this 1554-nucleotide messenger RNA. RefSeq lists its product as uncharacterized. Gene Ontology annotation, molecular function: ATP binding; ATP hydrolysis activity. The record is from RefSeq and is a predicted model, not a curated record. Gene Ontology annotation, biological process: endosomal transport; vacuole organization. The transcript is spliced from 6 exons. The coding region runs from base 1 to 1554 and encodes 517 amino acids. NCBI's taxonomy places the organism in Eukaryota, Heterolobosea, Eutetramitea, Acrasida, Naegleriidae.
AUGAACGACUUUGUGCAGCGAGGAAAAGAAAUCAUCGGAGAAGCCAUUGCAUUGGACCGAGCAAAGAAAUAUGAGCAAGCUCUCGAAAAGUAUGCUCUAGGAGUGAAGCACUUCUUAACUGGAUUGAAAUAUAUAAAAGGAGAACGAACAAAGGAAACCACACGUGGCUAUGCCAAGCAAUAUUUAGAACGAGCGGAACAAAUUAAAAAAUUAUUGAAACAACAAGAACAGCACUCAUCGAAUGCACAAACCUCUCAAUCUUCACCACAAAAAGAAAAUGUAAAAACCAAUAUUGUGAACUCAUCUAAAACCACAAAAAGUUCAACUCCUCCAAAAGUGAAAAAACCCUCUCCAAGAAAACACUUGUAUUCAAAACCUGUGUUGCCAAAUAGUGCAAAGAAAAGAACCAUCGAUCAAGCUUCACAACAGAAAUCAGAACAACAAGAAUUGGAAGCUUCAAUUAAGAAUUCUAUAGUAAGGGAGAAACCUAAUAUUUCAUGGGAUGAAAUUGUUGGAAUGGAUGGUCCAAAAACCAUUGUCAAUGAAGCAAUUAUAUUACCAAAACGUUUUCCUCAAUUAUUCACAGAGGAAAGAAAACCAAUUCGAACCAUCUUGUUAUAUGGACCUCCGGGUACAGGUAAAUCCAUGUUUGUGAAAUGUGCAGCAAGUAAUAUUGAUGCAACAUUUUUCUCAGUGAGCUCCAGUGAUAUUGUUUCAAAGUUCAUGGGAGAAUCUGAAAAGCUUGUAAAGACUCUCUUUGAAGAGGCUAAGAAAUCUCAACCAGCAGUAGUAUUUAUUGAUGAAAUUGAUGCAGUAGGUUCUAGUAGAGAUGGUUUUUCUGGUAGCAGCAGUAGCAGCUCUGAAAGCAUGAACAGACUGAAAACUGAGUUAUUAUUGAAAAUGCAAGAAAUUUUGGAUAUGGAUAAUCAUUCUGAUGGAGUUGUAGUUAUUGCUGCUACGAAUAGACCUUUUGAUCUUGAUCCUGCUCUGAGAAGAAGAUUCCAAAAGCGAAUUUACAUUCCACUUCCUGCAGAGAACGAACGAAAGAGUUUAUUCAGAAUUAAUCUUGAAGGUGUUGAGUCAGAUGUAACACUGCAAGAUUUGGAACAAUUCGCAAAGGCAACAAGUAAUUAUUCAGGAUCUGACAUUUCCGUAGUUGUCCGUGAUGCCUUAAUGAAACCAUUAAGAGAGGCCAUGAAAUCUGAGUACUUUAGAUGGACCAAAGAAGGAACCAUAGAGCCAUGUUCAGCUACGGAUGUUGGAGCUAAGAAAAUGAAUUUAUUGGAUAUUCAAGAAACAGAAAAACUCAGAAUUGCAAAAGUUACUGCCCAAGAUGUAUUUGAUUCCAUAGCAUCCAUCAAACCAUCCACCAACCCCAAUGAACUUUCUCACUUUGUAAAAUUCACACAAGACUAUGGAGAGUCAGAUUUUGAUCUAUCGAAUGAUACAGACAAUUCGGCAACACCCUCCGCUGCUACACCUUCCUCUUCAUCAUUGAUGGAUAGAACGAGUACCAAACGAAGAAAGCAAGACGAUGAUGAUGACAUUGAAUGA